UUGCACACACUCCCUAUGGGGAAACGAGACGCCUCCUCAUAAAGGCAUGGCACAUUUUUUUGUGGAAGGUAGACGCUAGUAGCUUUCCGUCCAUAGUAGGCUACCACCGCCCGAGCGGCCGAGUUCCCCAGCGUCUGACUAGGCUAAUGAUGUCCUUCCACUGAAUACGACACCGACAGUUCUGACUGCAUUGUCGCGAUUAGCUGUUCCACAUUGGGACUUCUUCUAAACUGAAUCAAAGCUGGCUUUAGCUGUCUUACCUUUCGAUUCUGUCUUUCUAUUCGCUAGACUUCCUACUCGCCUGGCCACUCAUCUUUCCCGCAGAUCCUCUGCUGCAGUCGACAAAUAAAACCGAUUAUUCGCGGAUUGCGUUUACAUCUGGACACGCUCAGGAUAUUUGAGGCCUACUGUUAGCCUAUCUCUAUUGUAAAGAAGAAAACGUGUCUACGUGUUUUUGCGACUAUAUAAUGCCGACACAUCUGCGAUUUCGGAGAAGGUCAUUCCUUGGGCUUAUAUUCCUCUUCUCACUGUCCACCACCGCAUUGUACUUCAUCUAUUCAGCGCCUGGUAUCGUAAAUGAGUACCUGUUUAUGGUGCAGGCCACAGGGAUUCACAUCAAGGACAACGUGAAGAAUAUCGGUGUUCAGGUUCUAGAGCAGGUGGUCAGAGGUGGUUACAAUAUCAAUGGGACAGAUUAUGCCUAUGACUUCAACCUGAGUGAGAGUGAUGUGCCGCCCACCACAUACCUCCCCGACAGCUUCACCUAUUUGUCCUCACAGAUCUGCCCAGAGAGACUGCCCUCCAUGAAGGGGAGGCUGGAGGUGAAUAUGAGUGAGAUGGCUCUGGAGGAUGUGGAGAGGGUUCUGUUGAAUGCUGAGCCUAGCAUGACCCUGGGGGGCUACUGGAAGCCCAGGGACUGUGUCCCACGCUGGAAGGUGGCGAUACUGGUCCCAUUCCGAAACCGCCAUGAGCACCUGCCCAUCUUACUCAGACACCUGAUACCAGCACUACAAAGACAGAGGCUACAGUUCGCCUUCUAUGUUGUAGAGCAGGUUGGUAGUGAGCCCUUCAAUAGGGCCAUGUUGUUUAACGUUGGCUUCCGGGAGGCUAUGCGGGACCUGGACUGGGACUGUAUGGUGUUCCACGAUGUAGACCACAUGCUGGAGAACGACAGGAACUACUACGGCUGUGGAGACAUGCCUCGCCACUUCGCUGUCAAACUCAACAAGUACUCCUACAUGCUUCCGUACAAUGAGUUCUUUGGUGGCGUCAGUGGUCUAACAGUGGAACAGUUCACCAAGAUCAAUGGUUUUCCCAAUGCAUUCUGGGGCUGGGGAGGGGAAGACGACGACCUUUGGAACAGGGUGCAGUACGCUAACUACACGGUCAGUCGGCCGCAGGGAGAGUUGGGUCGUUACAUGUCAAUCCCACACCACCACCGUGGCGAGGUGCAGUUCCUGGGAAGGUACACUCUUCUAAGGCGCUCUAAGGAGAGACAGAGUCUGGAUGGGCUCAACAACCUGCGGUACUCCCCCCUAUUGUCCCGGAGGCCUCUCUACACCAACAUAUCAGUCAGCCUGAGCAGGAAGCUAGCCCCUAUAGCAGACUAUAACUGACCAGGAAGCAGCGGGCCACACAGCCCUCCGGGGAAACAAAGUCAUUAUGGACGUCAGCCAUAUCUCACCAGUCACAGCACUCCUUAGGACUUUUUAGUUAAUUUACUUUGAUUCAGUUUUUUUAAGCAAAAAAAGACAUGCAGAACGGUGUCACGAGGAUUGAUCAAUCAACAUGUAAGGAGAAAGCCGCACUCGUUUUGUGCUGUGGUCCAUCAAUCGCUUCUAUCAUCCGGGCUUCUCCACUCUUCUGUCUCCACCUGCCCUCCACACCAUUUUGGGCCUUUAGCAUUCAUUCUUUCAUUAAUGUGUUCAGUAAGUCAUUAAUUCACUCAUGGAGACAAUGGCAACUGUAAACAUAAGGGAAACAGGAACACGUUCCCUCUAUAGGGCUGUGGUGUGGAGGGGACAGUAGUGUAGUUUGUGUAUGUGGCUGAAGGAGUUAGGUUGUACACACAAAUCUGCUGACACAGUCCCUAGGCUUUGAUUUUAUUUUGACCUUGAAUAUUUGAUCUGAAUAUUUUUCAUUGACUUAUUAAACCUGUGAAAAACAGACAGACACAGAGUAGGUCCUCACAGCUGGCUCUGUGUAGGACAUGGAGGGAGAGAGAGACGCUGUGGACAAAGGUAUAACAUUAGCUUGAGACUGACUUGUGUGCAGAGUGGCUGACUGGUCACA
Molecule: messenger RNA, 2292 nt
Organism: Oncorhynchus mykiss (rainbow trout)
Lineage: Eukaryota; Metazoa; Chordata; Actinopteri; Salmoniformes; Salmonidae
Gene: b4galt5
Product: beta-1,4-galactosyltransferase 5
Biological process (GO): glycoprotein biosynthetic process; carbohydrate metabolic process
Cellular component (GO): Golgi apparatus
Molecular function (GO): UDP-galactose:glucosylceramide beta-1,4-galactosyltransferase activity
Source: RefSeq, a predicted model, not a curated record